GGUUCCACGAAACCCCCUCCCGCCCCCCGCCGCGCCGCACAAGCUUCCGCCGGCGAGCGACGACCCUUGUUCCGACCUGUCCGCCGCACGCGGAGGCCGGCGUGGAGGGAGGAGGAGGGGGAGCCCUGCAGCCAUGGGCGCCGAGGCAGAGCAGCAGCAGGCGCCCUCCUCGCCCCCGCCGGUGGUGGUGGGGCUGCAGCUGUCGGCGCUGAUCGACCACGUGGCGCACGUCGACUGGUCCCUCCUCGACCGCGUCCCCGGCGACCGCGGCGGCUCGCAGCAGGUCUCUUUUGAGGAGUUAAAUCAUAUCCUGACUGAAGUGAAUGCCCUCAUCCUCCCUUCCCGUGACGACCUCUCUCCAGUAAGAACUAUGGCCGGUGGUAGUGUUGCAAAUACAAUCCGGGGACUCUCAGCGGGAUUUGGGAUAUCGACUGGAAUAAUUGGAGCUCGUGGAGAUGAUGACCAGGGUCUUUUAUUUGUCAAUAACAUGAGCUUUAGUGGUGUAGACCUCACCAGAUUAAGGACGAAAAAGGGGCACACUGCGCAGUGUGCAUGCUUGGUUGAUGCCAGUGGCAAUCGCACCAUGCGCCCGUGCCUAUCCAGUGCAGUCAAGCUCCAGGCCAAUGAGUUCGUGAAGGAGGACUUCCAAGGCUCCAAGUGGCUGGUUGUGAGAUAUGCACAACAAAAUCUGGAACAGAUUAUUGAGGCAAUCAGGGUUGCUAAACAAGAAGGUCUCUCAGUAUCAUUAGAUUUGGCUAGUUUCGAGAUGGUUCGCGACUAUAGGUUGCAACUCAUUGCCCUUUUGGAGACAGGCAACAUUGACCUUUGUUUUGCAAAUGAGGAUGAAGCUAGGGAGAUCAUAGGGGGAGAACUGACAUUUGAUCCAGAGGUGGCACUUGCAUUCUUGUCCAAGUACUGCAAAUGGGCCGUGGUGACCCUUGCAUCAAAGGGAUGCCUUGCUAAGCAUGGCAAGCAGGUAGUCCAGGUGCCGGCCAUCGGGGAGAGCAACGCGGUGGACGCCACAGGCGCGGGGGACCUGUUUGCGAGCGGGUUCCUGUACGGGCUGGUGAAAGGGCUGCCCCUGGAGGAGUGCUGCAAGGUUGGGGCGUGCAGCGGCGGGUCGGUGAUCAGGGCCCUGGGCGGGGAGGUGAGGCCGGAGAACUGGCAGUGGAUGUACAAGCAGAUGCACGCCGGCGGGCUGCUGCUCCCGGAGCUCAAGAACUGAAUGAAUGACUCCUCCUGCCUUGGUUACAUACUUGCUCCUAAGAAGCUGCUGGAAAGCUUGUGUUAAGAAGCCAUCGAUUGACUUUGGUCAUUGCAAGUGCUUUGCCCCCAUUGAUCUCCCAUAUGUUUGGGAAAGGGCAAGCAGAUUGAUUGUUUGUUCAGGAGGGCACUGAACCUGUCCAUGCUUGAAUGGAUGAAUGAAUUGAAUUGAACCCACUAUGGAUUAUUAGUACUACUAUCAUGCAUGUGAUUUGAUUGUUUUAUAACCUGUUGCAAAAGAAUAGUCACAAAUGCAAUAAAAAAACAGGAUUAAGCUGGCA
Messenger RNA from Brachypodium distachyon (stiff brome), 1544 nucleotides. RefSeq lists its product as uncharacterized. Lineage: Eukaryota; Viridiplantae; Streptophyta; Magnoliopsida; Poales; Poaceae. The record is from RefSeq and is a predicted model, not a curated record. The transcript is spliced from 8 exons. The coding region runs from base 134 to 1225 and encodes 363 amino acids.